CGAGCACGUACACCCACACCACACACUCCCCCGCACCACCUCAGAGUGCUCGACGAUGUCGUCGUCGACGGCGGCGCUCGCCGCGGCGGCGGCGGCGUCGGCGGCGCUUCUUGUUCUGGCCGCGUUCGCCGGCGGCGUGGAGGCCCGCGAACGCGAGUCGGCGUGGUUGCCUGCGGCGAAGAAGAUGGCGGCGGCGCCUAAGAAGGUGGCGGCGGCGGCGGCGGCGAAGGUGCCGGCGGUGAUCGUGUUCGGGGACUCGACGGUGGACACGGGGAACAAUAACGUGGUGGCGACGAUGCUGAAGAGCAACUUCCCGCCGUACGGGCGGGACCUGGGCGCCGCCACGGGGCGGUUCUGCAACGGGCGGCUGCCGCCGGACUUCAUGUCGGAGGCGCUCGGCCUGCCGCCGCUCGUGCCGGCGUACCUCGACCCGGCCUACGGCAUCGCCGACUUCGCCCGCGGCGUCUGCUUCGCCUCCGCCGGCACCGGCCUCGACAACGCCACCGCCGGCGUCCUGGCAGUGAUCCCGCUGUGGAAGGAGGUGGAGUACUUCAAGGAGUACCAGCGUCGGCUCCGGCGGCACGCCGGGCGCGCGGCGGCGCGGCGGAUCGUCCGCGACGCGCUCUACGUCGUCAGCAUCGGCACCAACGACUUCCUGGAGAACUACUUCCUCCUCGUCACGGGGCGGUUCAAGCAGUUCACCGUGGGCGAGUUCGAGGACUUCCUCGUCGCGCAGGCGGCGGGGUUCCUCGCCGCCAUCCACCGCCUCGGCGCGCGCCGCGUCGCCUUCGCCGGCCUCAGCGCCAUCGGCUGCCUGCCGCUGGAGCGCACGCUCAACGCCCUCCGCGGCGGCUGCGUCGAGGAGUACAACCAGGUGGCCAGGGACUACAACGUCAAGCUCAACGCCAUGAUCGCCGGCCUCCAGAGCUCGCUCCCCGGCCUCAAGAUCGCCUACGUCCCCGUCUACGACGACAUGCUCAACCUCAUCAACAAUCCUUCCACACUUGGGCUGGAGAACGUAGAGCAGGGGUGCUGCGCGACGGGGAUGUUCGAGAUGAGCUACCUCUGCAACGAGAAGAACCCCCUGACAUGCCCCGACGCCGACAAGUACUUCUUCUGGGACUCCUUCCAUCCGACAGAGAAGGUGAACCGGUUCUUCGCCAAUUCCACUCUGCAGAUCUGCUUGAGGGAGCUCCUCUCUUGAAUGCACAAUAUUCACACAUCCAAUGUGGAUGUACAAAAAAUAUUCAGACAUUCAGAUCAAAUGUACUAUGGUCUCUGUGUCGAUGACCGCCCGUCGUAGAUAGGUUUUCGUCGAGGACGAUCUAACUUGUACACCGUUCCAAUGUGAUGAUGAUCAAUUCUUUGGGUGGUUUUAAAGAGAGGGAGAUAAAAAUUUACACAUUUGAGGUACAUUUGGUCCAUCAUUCAUGCCAUUCAGUUCGGACUUCAGAUACUUGUCAUGCAAAGCACAAACAGAGGUCUUGAGUAGCAAGGUUACAUCAGCA
This is a messenger RNA of Oryza sativa Japonica Group (Japanese rice), 1508 nucleotides long. Its product is annotated as GDSL esterase/lipase At4g26790. The record is from RefSeq and is a predicted model, not a curated record. Gene Ontology annotation, molecular function: hydrolase activity, acting on ester bonds. Lineage: Eukaryota; Viridiplantae; Streptophyta; Magnoliopsida; Poales; Poaceae.